GUGCCGCCCGCGAGCUCACGCUGUCCCUCACGGUGGCUGUUGAUAAAGUUUUGUUGUUGAAGUUUGUGCGGCUGCGCAGCCGGGAGCGGCUCUCCGAGCGUGGGGAAGAUGGCGGCGCUGGACAGCGAGCAGGUGGCUAAGGCUGUGAAGGCCCUGCAGGCAUACGUGAAGAAAAGCAGGAAAGAUGCAGAGCUAUUCCUGAAUGAAAAUGAGAACAUAAUGCUGAAUGUUACAGUAUGGAAGAUUCCAAAUCAGGAGCAAACAAUCAAAAUAAAUCUGCCUCAUGGAAUUCGAUCAGAGUCGAUGGAAGUUUGUCUCUUCACCAAAGAUGAACCAAAUAUGACUGCAGAUCAAACAGAGAGAUUCUAUAAAAAGCUUCUCAGCAAGCAUGGCAUUAAGAAUAUAACACAGGUCAUUCCCUAUAAGACACUGAAGACUGAAUACAAACCAUAUGAAGCAAAACGUCGUUUGUUGAGCAGUUUCGAUCUGUUCUUGGCUGAUGACCGAAUAAGACGACUUUUACCUUCCCAUUUGGGCAAACAUUUUUACAGCUCUAAAAAAGCACCUCAGUCAGUGAAGCUGACUUCAAAGAAGCUUGCAAAAGAUCUGAACAAAUUAAUCCAGGGUACAACCCUUUUUGUGAACAAGAAAGGCAGCUGUUAUGCCUCCCGUGUAGCUCAUACUGGAAUGAAGUCCCAGGAAGCAGUGGAAAAUGUUACUGCAGCAGUUCAUGUUAUUGCACAGAAGUUGCCCAUGCAAUGGAAAAAUGUGAAGGUUCUUCAUUUGAAAACACCAGCUUCUGUUGCUCUUCCCAUUUAUGCAUCUGGGAUGCAGAACCUUCAGGAUCUGCAGGAAAGCCUUCCAAAGGCUGUCAACAAACAAAAGAAGCAGAGGAAGAUAAAAGUUUUGAAUUCAAAAAAUCCAUCUACUGCUGUUAGUCGUCUUCUUAAGACAGUGGCGAAGAAGUCAAAAAAAUCAAAGCCUUCUAUUGCCAAUAAACACGCCACAGAAGAAGAAAUACCACAGCUAGUUCCCAUUGAAGAGCAAACGGUCACAAAGAAGGCAAAAUUGCAAGAAUUAAAUGGAGAAAACCACACCAUUCCAAACAGAGUCAAUGGAAGUAAGAAGCCAGUUGGUAAGAAACAACAAAAAUUAAAGCACAAAGAAAGGCAGAAAGCACCUAAACAGAACUCGGAGAGCCAAGGACUACAAACUCUACCUUCAUGAGGGAAACGCCUUCAGACGUAAAACCUUGAAAUGAAAAUCAAUAAUUCCUUAUUUGAGAGUACUGCACAGAAGGAAACUGCUUUAGAAAAAAAUCAACAAAAGUAGGAGAAAAAUUUGUGAAGUCAGCAAUGAAAGCUCCUAAACAAAAACAAAAGAUUCCAUGGUCUGCUUGAGCCUUGGUGGCAGAAGCCAAGUGAGACUGAGUGCAUUUUUCAUACAGUGUAUGAUUUAAAAACAGCUAGAAAGACAUAAAUCUUCUGUAGCCUUUACAAAGUUCACCUUUGAGUAGGGUGUAGAUCCUUUAUUCAAAAAUUGGUAAUAAAUUCUUUGCUAUUCCAAGUGGUCUGUCAAAUAGACAUCGUGUUGACUCUUUUUGUUUAAAUAUACAUGACAUUGUUUAAUAAUUUAAAUGAGACCUGUUUGUUGAUCACUGUGGUAACAAUCUGAAGAAAGUGUCUUAUCUUCAGAAGAAUGGGCAUUGUCACCAGUGCAUAAAUCAUGGGAAUUGAGGAAUAAGGUGUCAAGUUUUAACAGAUUUAUGAGCAUGAAUAGGAACAAGAAUAGGAACAGCUGUAACUAACAGCAAAGUGGAAACAAAAAGGUUGCUGAGAUCUUCAUUUCUUUGUAAACUGUCACCAGUUAUCACUAUUUCUAAUGUAAUAGUUUAGGUAUUGGCUUAAUUGUGCUGUAUUCUCCCUUAGUUAUCCACCAGUUUCCAGCUAAAGGGCAUGGACCUGCAGAUGCUGGAAAUCUGAAACGAAGACCCAAAAUAAUCAGGUCAGGCAGCAUCUGUGGAGCUGCUUUUAAUGAGAGUCAUCAUGACCUGAAACAUUAACUGUUUCUGUUCCCAGAUUGUAUCUGACCUGAUUUCUAUAUUGGCUUGAUUUCAUCCUUAAUUUUGUUUCUUUUCCCUUGUUCCCCUGUUAAAGAGCAUUGCACAUCAGCUUCAGCAGGCUUACUAAUUGCUUAACGGUGGUAGGUGCUGAGGACUGUGAACCUAUGUGCAUUACAGGCGAUACAUUUAAGUAGCAGUCAAAAUGGAUGAAAGCCAAUUACACAUUGCGGGAAAGUAACUGUAGAGUAAAAUUGUCAAGGGUUCUCCCUUUUUAAUUUUUGCAGCACUUGUUCCCACUAACUUUCAAUUACACCACCCAAGCAAAAACAUUUCUUUUAAUGCAUGUAUCAGAAGCAAAUAAGACAAGGCAGACUGGUAAAUUUUAAUGAUCUGUUUGUGUCUUGAGGGAAAUCCAUUGCAGGAUUUAUAUGAAGCUUCUAAUGCAUCAGAAUUUGUUCCAAUGCUAUUAACUGUGCGUCCAUAUAUGUGCUGAACUUGGCUAAUCCUCAUUCGUGCUUACCCUGUGUAAAUAUUUCUCAUGAGAACUGUCAAUUGAAAUGUAAGCUCAAGUCAACCGUUUGUUUAUUAACAAUAUAUCAGGCAUCCAGAAACCAAAUAAAACAUUUUUAUCCUAUUGUA
Molecule: messenger RNA, 2701 nt
Organism: Rhincodon typus (whale shark)
Lineage: Eukaryota; Metazoa; Chordata; Chondrichthyes; Orectolobiformes; Rhincodontidae
Gene: rsl1d1
Product: ribosomal L1 domain containing 1
Exons: 9
Coding region: 109-1227 (372 amino acids)
Cellular component (GO): 90S preribosome
Source: RefSeq, a predicted model, not a curated record